Molecule: messenger RNA, 4768 nt
Organism: Cavia porcellus (domestic guinea pig)
Lineage: Eukaryota; Metazoa; Chordata; Mammalia; Rodentia; Caviidae
Gene: Tjp2
Product: tight junction protein 2
Exons: 24
Coding region: 295-3756 (1153 amino acids)
Biological process (GO): protein localization to cell-cell junction; cell-cell junction organization; establishment of endothelial intestinal barrier
Cellular component (GO): bicellular tight junction; plasma membrane
Molecular function (GO): cell adhesion molecule binding
Source: RefSeq, a predicted model, not a curated record
GCCACAAUACUGCACAGGAGCGCCGGGGCAGCCUCCCUGCUCCCGCCCCGGCCAGGCGCCGCCAGCGAGGCGCAGGGUGCGCAGGGGACACCCGGGCCGGGCCGGCCGCCUUCACCCUACGAGGGACCUCUCCAGCCACCACCGCCACUCAUUUCCAGGGUGCAGAAGAACACAUUACUACCCUCUCCCUGCGAGUGGGACUGGUACACCGGCUCCAGCUCCAGCUCCAGCCAGAAGUACUCCACUGAGCACAGGCCUCGGCCGGGGCUCAGCCUGAUUUCCCAGGCGCCAGGCAUGGAAGAACUGAAAUGGGAACAGUAUACUGUGACCCUGCAAAAGGAUUCCAAAAGAGGAUUUGGGAUUGCAGUGUCGGGAGGCAGAGACAAUCCCCAUUUUGAGAAUGGGGAGACCUCCAUCGUCAUUUCCGAUGUGCUUCCAGGUGGACCUGCUGAUGGUUUGCUUAAAGAAAAUGACAGGGUGGUCAUGGUUAAUGGCACCUCCAUGGAGGGUGUGCUCCAUUCGUUCGCAGUUCAGCAGCUACGGAAAAGCGGGAAGGUUGCUGCCAUCGUGGUCAAGCGGCCGCGGAUAGUCCAGGUGGCCCCACUGCAGGGCAGCCCUGCCCUCAGUCACGACGACCGGGCUUUCGAUGUGAUGGAUGAGCUGGACAACAGAAGUUACCGCAGUGGGUACAGCGAGAGGAGCCCACACGGCAGCCGUGAAGAGUUUCACCGCAGCUGGGAGGGCAGCCUGGAUAGGGGCCGUGGCCACCACCGAUACCAGGACCAGGACCGCAGCCGUGGCCAGAGCCUGGAGCGUGGCCUGGACCGGGAUGAUCGCCGUGCCCGGGACCGCAGCCGUGGCCGGAGCGUAGACAGGGACUAUGACCGGGACUACGAGAGGAGCUACGAGCAGGGCUACGAGCAGGACUACGAGCGCUCCCACCGCCCGGCGUAUGGGAAGGACAGCCCGUCUUCGGGGAAUCGCCGCCAGGUCCAGCCAGAGUCCCGCUACGAGCGCCCCCGGAGCAGGAGCCAGGAGCACUUCCAGUCGCAUAGCCCCAGCCCUGAACCUCGGGGCCAGCCUGCAUCCGACGGGCACAUCGGGGUCCUCCUGACGAAGAGCAAAGCCAACGAAGAGUAUGGUCUCCGGCUAGGCAGUCAGAUCUUCAUCAAGGAAAUGACCAAGACAGGUCUAGCAUCUAAAGAUGGCAACCUGCAUGAAGGGGACCUAGUCCUUAAGAUCAAUGGGACUGUCACAGAGAACAUGUCAUUGAUUGAUGCUGGGAAGCUGAUAGAGAAGUCUAGAGGGAAACUCCAGCUGGUCGUGUUCAGAGACAGCAAACAGACGCUCAUCAAUAUCCCCUCACUCAAUGACAGCGACUCGGAAUUAGAAGAUAUCUCAGAAAUGGAGUCAGUCCGGUCGUUUUCUCCUGAGGAAAGACGCCAGCAGUAUUCUGAUUACGAUUACCAUUCCUCCAGUGAGAAACUGAAGGAGAGACGGAGCUCAAGAGAGGACGCGCCACCAGGCAGACUGUCCAGGAUGGGUGCCACACCCACUCCGUUCAAGGCCUCGGGGGACAGUGCCGCUGUAGCCACAGAGACCAAAAAGGAACCCAGAUCCCAGGAGGAACCCCCAGCUCCUCUGCCCAGGACAACCCCAAGAACUUUUCUCCGUCCUAGUCCUGAAGAUGAAGCAAUAUACGGCCCUGACACCAAGAUGGUGAAGUUCAAGAAGGGAGACAGUGUGGGUCUGCGGUUGGCUGGUGGCAAUGACGUUGGAUUGUUUGUUGCUGGUAUUCAAGAGGGCACUGCAGCGGAGGAGGCAGGCCUGCAGGAGGGAGACCAGAUUCUGAAGGUGAAUACACAGGACUUCAGAGGACUGGUUCGGGAGGAUGCUGUUCUCUACCUGUUGGAAAUCCCCAAAGGGGAUAUGGUGACCAUUUUAGUUCAGAGCCGAGCUGAUGUGUACAGAGACAUCCUGGCUUGUGGCAGAGGGGACUCGUUUUUUAUAAGAGCCCACUUUGAGUGUGAGAAGGAAUCUCCGCAGAGCCUGGCCUUUUCCCGUGGGGAGGUCUUCCGUGUAGUGGACACACUGUAUGAUGGCAAGCUGGGCCACUGGCUGGCUGUGAGGAUCGGAAAUGAACUGGAGAAAGGCUUAAUCCCCAACAGAAGCAGAGCUGAACAGAUGGCCAGUGUCCAGAAUGGCCAGAGGGACAAUGCUGGGGACAGGGCCGAUUUUUGGAGAAUGCGUGGUCAGAGAUCUGGGGCAAAGAAGAACCUGAGGAAGAGCCGAGAAGACCUGACAGCCGCUGUGUCAGUGAGCACCAAAUUCCCAGCGUAUGAAAGGGUUCUGCUGCGAGAAGCUGGUUUUAAGAGACCUGUGGUGUUAUUUGGCCCCAUAGCAGAUGUAGCGAUGGAAAAGUUGACAAAUGAGUUACCUGACUUGUUUCAAACAGCCAAAACAGAACCAAAAGAUGCAGGGUCUGAGAAAUCUACUGGAGUAGUUCGGUUAAAUACUGUGAGACAAAUUAUUGAGCAGGACAAGCAUGCACUGCUAGACGUGACUCCAAAAGCCGUAGACCUGUUGAAUUAUACCCAGUGGUUUCCAAUUGUGAUAUUUUUCAACCCAGACUCCAGACAAGGUGUUAAAAUCAUGAGGCAGAGGCUGAAUCCAUCAUCCAAUAAAAGUUCUCGAAAGUUGUAUGACCAAGCCAACAAACUCAAGAAAACCUGUGCACAUCUUUUUACAGCUACAAUCAACCUCAAUUCAGCCAAUGACAGCUGGUUUGGCAGCUUGAAAGACACCAUUCAGAAUCAGCAAGGACAAGCAGUGUGGGUCUCUGAAGGAAAGAUUGAAGGGAUGGAUGAUGACCCCGACGACCACAUGUCCUACUUAACCGCCUUGGGCGCGGACUAUCUGAGUUGUGACAGCCGCCUCAUCAGUGACUUUGAAGACACCGACGGCGAAGGAGGUGCCUACACUGACAAUGAGCUGGAUGAGCCAGCCGAGGAGCCACUAGUGUCUUCCAUCACCCGCUCCUCGGAGCCGGUGCAGCACGAGGAGAGCAUAAGGAAGCUCAGCCCAGAGCCACCAGCUCAGAUGAGGAGGGCUGCUAGCAGAGAUCAACUUAGGGACAGUAGCCCACCCCCAGCAUUCAAGCCAGAACCGCCCAAGAUAAAACCCCAGAACAGAGAAGAAUCCUAUGACUUCUCCAAAUCCCAGGAAUACAAGUCGAACCCCUCUGCCAUGGGUGGCGAUGACUUUCCCAGGACCACUGCCAGAGGUUGUCCUCCCCCUGUCGCGGCGAAACCCUCCUUUGGACGAUCCGUCCAGAAGCCCUCCGUCCCUGUCCCUGCCCCUGAGAGUGAGGAGGUCGAGGAGAGAAUCGAGGACCAAGAGAACGCUCCCAAAUCAGUCCUGGGCAAAGUGAAAAUAUUUGAGAAGAUGGAUCACAAGGCGAGACUACAGAGGCUGCAAGAGCUCCAGGAAGCACAGAACGCACAGAUUGAAAUCGCUCAGAAGCAUCCCAGCAUCUAUGCAGUUCCAAUCAAAGCACCCAAGCCGGAUGCCGGCCUGCCCCAGCACACAAGUUCUAGACCCCCCGAGCCGCAGAAAGGGCCCUCCAGAUUCUCUCAGAACAUGCACGGAAGUUAUGGAAGCGACGCGGAGGAGGAGGAGUACCGCCAGCAGCUGGCGGAGCACUCGAAGCGCAGUUACUUUGGCCAGCCAGCCAAGUACCGGGACACUGAGUUGUAGUACUGCACACGGACUCCUCUGGCCCAUCUGCCGCCGCCUCAGACGCUUCUGCGAGGCCACUGGGAUGUCACUGCCACUGCAGAAAUGCACCGGCGUGGUGGAAACUGAGCUCGGUGUUUUCCUGGGCGCCCCAGGUGCCAGCCAGCACAUACUGAGAACCAAGGCUCUGUUUGUGGGAGCAGGGUGGGGAAGUUUAUUAUGGCUUUGUGCUUAGAAUUGAGAGGCACACUACAGUACAGAUGCUGUUACCUGCUUCAGUAAACCAAAACCUGUAUUAAUGCUGUUGGUGUGUUUUUAAUAUGUAUAUUAAGGAGCAAUAACUCAAGCAAGCUUCAGUGGGAGGCUGAAUGUGGAAAAAAGAAAAAAAUACACUGUUCGACUCGAAUUAAAUUUAAAUGUAAAGUAUUUUACUAUAAAGUGCCUUUGACAAGCAGUGUCUUAAAUUCUCCUUUAAAGCUUUAUGCAAAGCCAUAAUGGACUAAAACUAUCUGGACUACAUUUUUUAUACCAGUUUAAUAGCCACGGAUCUUCCCUGCACUGUUUCAUCUUUUCAACGUGUUCAUCUUUGUAAUAUUUUCUAUAAAUUCUGAUUGUACAUAUAAUAGCUAAACCUGGUAAUUGGGUUGUAAAGUGCUAAAAAGCUUGAAGGCCACGAAGUUGGUAUGGAAACUUUAAGAACAGGUGCUCCACAACAGAAGAUGGUUGAGAAAAGCAUUUUAUUUUCACUAGUGUGUGUAUCGAUGGCCGUCAGUUUUAUAAUUUAAUAAAAAGAAGAACACAUCAUGGUAAUUGGCUUUGUGGUCAGUUUCUGUGCACACGCACAUUCCGUGCUGAGGAUUGAAGUCAGGGUGUCAGGAUGGUAAGCGUGUGCUCCGCUAGCUGCAGCCUCGCCUUCCUGGUCUAAAGUGCAACAUUCGUGUCCGUCAGUGAUCAUUCAGUGAAAGCCUGCUCAUUGUCAAACACUGGAAAAUGGAGCAAAUAUGAGUAACAAUAAAGACUGCUUAUAAUCUUG